Salmo salar (Atlantic salmon) is the source of this 5699-nucleotide messenger RNA. The record is from RefSeq and is a predicted model, not a curated record. NCBI's taxonomy places the organism in Eukaryota, Metazoa, Chordata, Actinopteri, Salmoniformes, Salmonidae.
UGCUGUAAACACGGCUCGCUCAGCUGCGUGGCGGAGAGACAGCUCAUACCAAGGGCUCGAGGUAGGCUACUGUAUUUACGUAGACUGGGCCGUUAAAACGCUAUUCACAUCCUCAUAUGAUAUCUGCAGAAUCUCCUGUCUGAGGUGCAAUGGCUAGGAAGACGGACAUUCCUCCUUCAUACUAUGGUGAGCCACGCAAGUUUGACCCGGGCUUCAGAGGACCUAUCCAUAACAGGGGCUGCACGGAUGUGGUGUGCUGUGUCGUAUUCGUCGUCUGCAUCCUCGGCUACAUCGCUCUGGGCACCGUGGCCUGGAUCCAUGGCGACCCCAGGAAGGUGGUCUACCCCACCGACAGCCACGGACAGUUCUGUGGACAGCAGGGGACCCCCAACGCCAACAAAGCCAUAUUAUUCUACUUCAACAUAUUGCAAUGUGCCAAUCCUGCCGUUCUCAUUAACCUCCAGUGCCCUACAACCCAGCUCUGUGUCUCCAAGUGCCCAGACAGAUUUGCCACAUACCUAGACAUGCAGUACAACUACAGGUACAACAAGAGCUACUGGGAGUAUUACAGGCAGUUCUGCAAGCCGGGCUUCGACAAUCCUAGAAAGUCCGUUGCACAAGUCUUGAGAGAUGAGGACUGCCCUUCCAUGAUAGUGCCAAGCAGACCUUUCCUCCAGCGGUGCUUCCCAGACUUCAUCACCAGGAACGGGACUCUAACUGUCGCCAACAAGACCGUCUUCAAAGACGGCUUAGGUAAAACAAGGAGCGUGAUCGAUCUCCGAGACGCUGCCAACCAAGUUACCGCCAUGCAGCAAGGAGUGGAAAGUGGCAUUACCAGUCUGCUAGACGCCAAGGAGGUUGGCAUGAAGAUCUUUGAGGACUAUGCCAACUCCUGGUACUGGAUCUUAAUAGGUCUGGUGAUAACCAUGGUGGUCAGCCUGGCCUUUAUCCUGCUGCUGCGGUUCACAGCCGGAGUGCUCCUGUGGCUCAUCAUCUUCGGAGUCAUCGCUGUGGUGGGCUACGGGAUCUGGCACUGCUACUGGGAGUUCAGUACACUGAGAGGGAAGCCGCACGGGGAUGGUGACGUCACCAUCUCUGACAUCGGCUUUCAGACGGACUUCAGAGUUUACCUGCAGCUCAGUCAGACCUGGCUCAUCUUCAUGAUCUCCCUAUCGGUCAUUGAGGCGGUCAUCAUAGUAAUCCUGAUAUUCCUGAGGAGGAGAGUGCGCAUCGCCAUCGCUCUGCUGAAGGAGGGGAGCAGGGCCAUUGGCUACAUCAUGUCCACUCUCUUCUACCCGAUUAUCACUUUUGUGCUACUGGCCAUCUGCAUAGCGUACUGGGCGGUCACUGCUGUCUUCUUGGCGUCUUCUGGCGAUGCUGUCUACAAGGUCAUGUCGACGCAGGACAAAUGCAUGUAUGCCAACCUCACCUGUGAUCCAGAGACCUUCAGUCAGACCAACGUGACCAAGGUGUGCCCUGGCUCCCAGUGCACCUUUGCCUUCUACGGAGGCGAGAGCCUCUACCACCGCUACAUCUUUGUGCUGCAGCUGUGUAACCUGCUGGUGUUCCUGUGGCUGGUCAACUUCACCAUCGCCCUGGGACAAUGCACCCUGGCCGGGGCCUUCGCCUCCUACUACUGGGCCCUGAGGAAGCCCCAGGAUAUACCAUCCUGUCCACUGUUCUCCUCCUUCAGUAGGGCUGUAAGGUACCACACAGGCUCUCUGGCAUUUGGCUCUCUGAUUCUGGCUGUAGUGCAGAUGUUCCGCAUUGUUCUGGAGUAUCUGGAUCACAAACUCAAAGGUGCGCACAAUGCUUUUACCCGCUUCCUGAUUUGCUGUCUCAAAUGCUGCUUCUGGUGCCUGGAGCAUUUCAUCAAGUUCAUGAACAGGAACGCCUACAUCAUGAUCGCGAUAUAUGGGAAGAACUUCUGCACCUCGGCUAAGGAUGCUUUCUUCCUCCUGAUGAGGAACGUAGUGAGGGUGGCAGUGCUGGACAAGGUGACAGACUUUCUGCUCUUCUUGGGAAAAGUGCUUAUUUCAGGGAGUGUUGGUGUUCUAGCGUUCUUCUUCUUCACCCGUAAGAUACCAGUUAUUCAAGAAGAAGUGCCAUCACUAAAUUACUACUGGGUCCCCCUGCUGACGGUGAUAUUUGGAUCCUACCUGAUUGCCCAUGGCUUCUUCAAUGUCUAUGCUAUGUGUGUGGACACCUUAUUCCUUUGUUUCUGUGAAGACCUGGAGAGGAACGACGGCUCGCCCCUCAAGCCCUUUUUCAUGUCCCCUCAAUUGCACCGAAUCCUCCGCAGAGAGCAGGGCUCCAAACUCUCUGCUGCCUCCUGAUAGGCCACCACACUGAACAUCUGCCUAGUGAUAGGCCAGAACACUGACUCACUGAAGGAAUGGCCCAGUGGGAGUGUUUGUGGUCUGGAGCAUACUAGAGCAGAGCCUAUUGGCUGGGCUGGACUCCAGACUGGCCAGGACUGACCAGAAAGGCCUUUGCAGGACAUGGCAGGACCCAAUAGGGUGGUGUAUGUGGGUGGGGGUUAUGUCAAUUCAACUUCCUCCCUCUCGCUGCCACUGCCGUUGAUACUUCUGAUACUUGCCUUUUUUCUCUGUCAUGCUUCUGUCCCUUUCUUUCUCUGCCGUGCCGACACUGCUGAUCUCUGCCUUACUUAGAGAGCGCUGCAGCAGCACAGCGUGUGUGUGUGUGAGAGAGAGAGAGAGAGAGAGAGACAAGGGUGAAAUUGCCAUUAGCCCAACACAUAGCAAGAGGCACACAUACUGCAAAAGGAGAUCUCUGUAUUUCGGAUGCAAUUGGUGUACUUUUUCAGAUGGUCAGGACAUUAUGGAGUUGUGGGGUGACACAGUACAAGGGCACCCCCUUCUGACACUACUGUGUUUGUGCAACGGUUAUAUGUACUGUAACUUAAGGUCAUGUUUAAGGUGAAGUUGCCCUUAGACGCUGAUCUUGGGUUGGUCUGUUUAGCAUUUUCCUCACCAGUGGUUUAAGGUUAGGAUUGGGGUAGGUUUUACCAAACCCCAGAGCUGUUUUAGGCACUCAUGUGUGGAAAAUAACCUUGACGUGGCUUUUCUGUCAAGCAUGAUCAUUUUCUUUAGGAUAUUUAUGAUUAACAUUAGUUGAAGAGGCACUUUUGGUCCACCAUAUUUAUUGACACUGUUACAGAUACUUCUACAGAGUCCUGGGCACAAGAACACUGCUCCAAACUUUAUGUGUAACGCUACACAGAUAAACCCGAACGCGCCCAUGAGUCUACAGAGUCACAGACACUUGUCGGACGGUUUGGUUUUACAAUCAUUGAUAUUACUGUAAGUGACCGAUGUAAUGUUGGCUAACGACGGUUCAAGACGGUCGUGUACACACGGAUGCUGAUGCUAAGAAUGAGAUUUGAAUAGACCCUGGCGCGUUUUGAGGAAUUCCCGAAUGCAGUUGCUAGUAAACGUGCCUAAUUCCACAUGGGAGAAACGUUCCUCUUAUUGUUUUGUGGUUUUACAUUCUAACGCCGAGAACCGUUUCUAAAAGAAAUACCGUUUCUAAAAGGAUGUUAAAGCCAUUUUUAGUAAUUUUAUAUGGAAUAGUAGUGCUGUUUUUAAUACUAGGUACUGUAACUCUCAUCUGUUUGGAGGAUUUGUAAUGUUUUUGUACAGCGGAACUCUUUUGUAUUGAUGACUCCAUUUUUAAUUUUUUUUUGUUUGUUUUUGUGAAUGGUUCCAUUAUAGCACAACUCUUGGGUAAUUGAUAUCUUAAUUUGUAUUAAACAGAGGGUUUAUGAAAUAUUUACAUUGACGCUGGGUUUGUGGUAUUGCAAAGGAUUUGGGGAAGACCUGUUGUCAAACAAUGGGUUUGAGGUAAUAAAAGAUGGUUUGGUUGGGAUCAAGUGGGUUUUAUGAAACCGAGAGUAAGUAUCAGAAAAAUGAGUUUGGUAUUUCAAAUAGAUUUGGAGUAAUAUGACUGUGUUAGAGAAUGUUUAAUGGUAGGUUAAGGGGUAUGUAACAUAGUGUCUGUAGUAUGUGACUGGCUGUGUGUUCCUGUCCUUAGUGGUGGAUCUGGAGGUGAACAGUGGCUCUGCUGCCAGACCCUUCUACAUGAGCAGCACCCUGAGACAAAUUCUCGACAAGAAGAACAGCAAGAGGAGGAAAGACAAGAGAUAGCGGGGAAGAUGAGAAGAGAGGAACAGAUACAGGGUGACUGGAAGAGACAGAGGCAGGAGAGAGGUGAUGGAGAUGGGGGAAGGCACCGGUGCAUGAUGUAGAGAUGGAAGACAGACAAUUCUAAUCCUGGUCCAUAUUGUACCUGAUACCAUUAUUAUUAUGCUCUUUGGACAUAAUAUGUGAAUUGUCUUAUCUUGCCUUACAGUACUUGGAUGUACUAACAAACUAUCACCAUGAAUGCACAAUGACAACAGUACGGUUAGCUUAACUGUGGCCAAAUCGUGCAUUUAAAGGCAACUGCAAGUUCUUGGUUUUACCAAUGUACUGUGAAGCACUUACUUGAGUGAACAGCGAAGUGUACAUUUUGUAUAAUAAUAGGUUGCACCACAUACUGCCUGUCAGCAGGUCCAUGUCACUCUGUAUGUAGGAACUCAAACCAGCCACAAGAUGCUACUCUUAAGGUGGACAUCUUAAAGGUCCAGUACAGCUGUUUUUAAUCACGAUAUCAAAUCAUGUCUGGGUAACAAUUAAGUACAUUACUGUGGUUUCAAUAGCAAAAACAGCUUCUUAGCAAAAGAGCAAUUUCUCAAGCAAGAAUUAUGCUAGGACUGUCUGGAACUGGUCUGAGUCGGGAGGGGGAAACUGAAAACCAGCUUGUAUUGGCAGAGAGGUUAGGAACUCUCGUUCUUAUUGGUCUAUUAGCUCAUUUGUCACCUGGUGAUGUCACCAGGCAGGCCAAAACUCCAUCCCACCAAAACAGAAAAUAUAAAUGUUGACUCCACUGGGCCUUUUAAGAAACCUUCCAAGAGGUUACACCAAGGCAGCUGAGUGAACGGCUGCUUGGGUUAAUACUGUACAUGAAAUGUCCGUAGUUACCAUGUAUAAUUAUGCUCUUCAAGCUCCUUGGAGCACUAACUUUUAUUUUCUCCUAUUGAGAAAGCUAUUUGCCAUACAUUGUCCGUUAUGCUAAUGUCUCGUUGUAUCAACCUUCUAACUUGUCCAAUUGUAAGUAUGUAAUAGCCCUACAAUUAGGUGCUUCAGUAAGUGCCAAAGAGCAAUGGAAAUCAGCAGGAAUGCAGCGUCGAGGACCCUUACCUGUAUAUGUUGGAUUCUAGCCACCAUUGAUCAUAAAUCACACAGUGUUACAAAUUAUGUUUCCCUCUUGUAUGCCAUUCAAGGUUUUUGGUCUUCGUCCCAUUCCUUCUUUGUGCAGCAGCACCGUGGGGACAGAUAAUGUGCCAUUACUAUGUCUGUCCCAUAGUGGCAUCACUGCCAGUAUCAGAGAUAGAGCAUCCUUUUCCACUGGUAUACAGUAGCACAUGCCCAUACAUGCACACGCCAUUUUGUUAUUGAAAUUCGACCUGUGUAAGGGCACAACAACUUCAUGAUCAUGUAAAUAUGGAAGUAAUGCAUAUCCGGGAAUAAUUUCAAUGGAUUACUACAGGCACCUGUGCUUUCUUCUCUCCCUGUUAUUGCCAUGAAAGAACAGUUCCACUUUAAUGCAACGAUGCUAAUAAACUAUUUAUGACUAUG